CGGGAGGCGGCUGGAGGUGAGCGGGGACAGGCCGCAGUCCCCCCGCUGGCCUGCGCCCCGGAGCGCCUCCGGCCCGGCCCGGCCCCCGCACAGCAUGGCGGGGCCGUGGGGGGGCCGGCUGGCUCGCCGCUCCUCCCGGGCUGGCGGCGACGGGUGCUGCUGGGCUCUGCCGACGGGGCUGCUGUGCGCCUAUGGCUUCUUCUGCAACGUGCGGCCCUCGGAGCCCUUCCUCACGCGGUACCUGCUGGAGCCGCACAAAAACCUCUCCGAGACCCAGGUGUUCAACGAGAUUUACCCGGUGUGGACUUACUCCUACCUGGCGCUGCUCUUCCCCGUGUUCCUGGCCACGGACUACCUGCGGUACAAGCCUGUGGUCCUGCUGCAAGGCCUGAGCCUCAUCAUCACCUGGUUCAUGCUGCUGUACGUCCAGGGGCUGCGGGCCGUCCAGCUCCUGGAGUUCUUCUACGGGAUGGGGACCGCCACUGACAUUGCUUAUUACUCCUACAUCUACAGCAUCGUCGACAUCAACCUGUACCAGAAGGUCACCAGCUACUGCAGGAGCGCCACCCUCGUGGGCUACACAGUGGGCUCGGUGUCUGGGCAGGUCCUUGUGUCGGUGGCAGGGUGGUCCCUCUUCAGCUUGAACGUUAUCUCCUUAACCAGCAUAUCCAUUGCCUUCGGUACAGCGUGGUUCCUGCCGAUGCCACAAAAAAGCCUUUUCUUUCACCACGUCUCCAGUCAGCAGCUCAGUUGGGAAAUGAAGGUCAUGGACUGUAAAAAUGGAUCUGCUGUCCAGGAUCGUCCCAAUGUUCAGAGUGCACCUGGCUGGGAGGAUGAGACAAAAGCUCCCCUAAACGGGGAGGGUCAUUCAGCAGAGAAACGGGUGCAGAAAGUAGACAUUGUGAAGGUUCUCAAAGAUCUCUGGAAAGACUUCCUGCAGUGCUACUCCUCCCGCACAAUGCUCUGCUGGUCUGUGUGGUGGGCACUGUCCACCUGUGGCUACUUCCAGGUCAUCAACUACGCUCAGGGCCUGUGGGAGAUGGUGCUGCCUUCUCACAACACGGAGAUCUACAAUGGUGCUGUAGAGGCGGUCUCAACGCUGCUAGGAGCUGUUGCAGUGUUUGUUGUGGGUCACAUAAAAACAUCCUGGGCAAUGUGGGGUGAGGUGGCACUUUCCCUUUUCUCCUUUCUUAUUGCUGCUGCUGUAUAUAUCAUGGACACUGUUCGUAACAUCUGGGCGUGCUAUGCGUCAUAUGUUGUCUUCAGAAUCAUCUACAUGCUGCUAAUCACAAUAGCAACGUUCCAGAUUGCUACAAAUCUCAGUGUGGAGCGGUACGCCCUGGUGUUUGGGGUCAAUACUUUCAUUGCCUUAGCACUUCAGACUCUACUCACUUUGAUUGUUGUGGAUGCCAGCGGGCUUGGGUUGGACAUCUUCACCCAGUUCAUGAUUUAUGCCUCUUACUUUGCGGCCAUCUCACUGGUGUUCUUGGGCAGUGGCAUAUUCAGUGUUAUGAAAGCUUACAGAAGAAGACAAAAGCGGAUGGAAAGCAGAUCUACUGAAAGCCAAUAGUGUACCAAGUGAAGACUCUUGGUGGCUACAUAUGAAGAUAUAGGUCUGGUUUCAGUUUGUUUUUUUAAUCUCUGCCUUUUCUUCCCAAGGCAGUCACCUUAACGGUACUUGAUCCAUAUUUAUACUAUAUUAGUAGCACAUUUUAGAAGGUAAAUGUAUUAGCUCUUACAUAAGUAAGAACAAAUACCUUCUUUCUAAAAUGCCUUUUGUUCUUCUGUUGCAUAUAUGGGAUGUACAGCAGAGAACAGUAAGCUUUCUCAAAGAAUGAAAGCCUUGGGAGGUUUUAGUCUAAGUCUAUGCAUCUGGAGGCUGCCAUUGCAGCUUUGUGACUGUCUAGUCAACUGCUGCUCUCUGUCACUGAAGUGCUGCUGCAGGGCAGAAGUAAGGGCACUCUAACAGACCUCUAUCUGGAGAGCUCCAGGCCUGGGACAGGAGGUGGCCUUAGGCCUGCACUCUGCAGCGUGGCUCUCCUCUCCUGCUGAUUUCUGCUCUGUCAGUUUUUCCUCUUAUUUUAAAAUGCCUUCACGCUUCUGGUGAGUCUCUGUCCACUAUUCCUACCUCUGCUCUCCACCGAAGCAGGACAAUGAAUGUUUGAAAUAGGUAGUUCUCUUAUUUUAUUUUGCUCAGCCUGAGCAAUUUGGGAUUUGCCUCCUACCUGUUUUUUAAAAAUAAUUUAUUUUUUUCCAAAUUGCUUCAGUAGUGGGAAAGAGUUGCACAGAGUUGUCCUGGGCUUGGGCACUCGGGCACCAUGACAGCAACAAGCUGUCCAUGGUAUACUGUGAAAAUGGCCUAUGGACUGUCCCUGUUGCUGUGCAGGUUGUGAUGAGUUUAAAUGUACAGGAGAACUGGUAAGGGAGAAGAUGCAAUGCAGCAUGCUUCCCUCCAUGUCUUCUGUCUGUACUGGUUAGAGCUUCUUCCAGUCGGAGCCUGAAGAAGCAGCUUUGGUUCACUGAUUGCUUUUAGUGCCAUGGAGACUUCACAGCAUCGGGGUGUAGGAAGGCUCCUCUCCCCUGGCUGGGACAGGUAUGGCCUUUCUCAUCACUUUUGUGACCUUUAGCCUUUACCACACAAGGUGAAUGACUAAUGUGUUUGGGAUGUGCUGUCUGGGGAGCCCUUUGAGGCUGGUUGCUCAGGGGAGCCCACGCCCCAAAGCUUCUCUGUGCUUGCAGUGUGCCUCCUAGGGCAUCCCCCUAAACGUAGGGGCUCAGCUGUAUGGGCACUUGCACGUGUACACUUAACUGCCUUAUCCUGAAAUGGAGACUUGAAACCACCCAUGUAUAUAUUCCUUUCGUCACUGUUUUGGGGGGUUUUUUGUUUGGUUUUGUGUUGGUUUUUUUUAAAAAAAAUCAAAUCUGAAGCCAUGAAAUGCUACCUGAUAAGCUGUCUGGGGAAAGGGAUAGUAACUGCACAUCCUGCAUAUCCUGUCCUUUGGGUUCCUUGGUCUGAUGGCAGUUGCAGCAAGGCAUGAGGAAUGGGCAUACGGCACUUCUUGUCAAGUGACCAAAAGCAGCUCAAUUUUAAUCACAUUUUUUUCAAAAAAAAACCCACCAAAUCCUUGAUGGGGAACAACCCGGUCAUUUAAAAGCAAGUCAAAAAUUAACUAAAGAAUUACAGCAAUAACAAUGUUUUCUACCAAAGUAAUGAAACUGUGGCAACUGCAAUAGAGAGGAUGCCACACUGUGUGCGUCCUCAGGCCUAUUAAUGUAUGGAAGCCAUACCUGGAUGUUGUUCAGGUUUCUACACUGUGCUGUUGCUGUGGUGAUGAGGUGACUGACUAUAGAGCCUGCCUGGAGCUGUACACAGAGUUACUGAUGCCUAUGAAAUUCUGUAAACGUGUUGACGGUGGUGGUUUCUAAUUGAAUAGCUAUUUUUUAUUAAAUAAAAAUACUCUGAGAGA
Messenger RNA from Calidris pugnax (ruff), 3467 nucleotides. It is a transcript of the gene SLC19A2, whose product is annotated as solute carrier family 19 (thiamine transporter), member 2. The record is from RefSeq and is a predicted model, not a curated record. The transcript has 6 exons. Gene Ontology annotation, cellular component: plasma membrane. Gene Ontology annotation, biological process: vitamin transport; transmembrane transport. Gene Ontology annotation, molecular function: vitamin transmembrane transporter activity. The coding region runs from base 95 to 1570 and encodes 491 amino acids. NCBI's taxonomy places the organism in Eukaryota, Metazoa, Chordata, Aves, Charadriiformes, Scolopacidae.